Cannabis sativa is the source of this 2272-nucleotide messenger RNA. RefSeq names its product receptor homology region, transmembrane domain- and RING domain-containing protein 2. The record is from RefSeq and is a predicted model, not a curated record. The transcript has 4 exons. NCBI's taxonomy places the organism in Eukaryota, Viridiplantae, Streptophyta, Magnoliopsida, Rosales, Cannabaceae. Bases 454 to 1779 code for a protein of 441 amino acids.
AAAACAAGUCUCAGCGAAUCCUCAAUUUUCUUUGUUAUUUUUCUUCUUCUUUAAAAAAAAAAAUUAACCAUGCAUAAUAAUGAUAAAAAUAAUUGAGAUUUAUUAAAUAAAAAUAAUGAUAAUAAUUGAGAUAUUUUGGUUUAUUUAUUUUUUUUAUUUAAGAAUAGAUGAGAAGAGGAGAGAAGACACUCUAGUUGAUAUUUUUUUUGAAAUUCACACAACUUGGCCAAAAUCAGGAAACCAAAUAGAAUGAUAGAAUAUUAAGGUUAAGAUUCAGAUAUUCUGAUAUGGAAGCCGAUGUCUCCAUUUCUCUAUCCAAUUCCGAACCCUAACUUCACACUCUCACAUCACAAACCAAUUCAUCUUCUUCUCUUCUUCUACUUUUCUUUUCUGUCCCUUUCAUCCAAUCUCUGAGUUGUUGUAAUUUGCGUUGAAAUCUUUCUGUUAGCGACUAUGAAUUUGGUCCUGUUCUUCUGGCUCUUACUCUUCACUGGCUUCUCCUUCUCCCUGACUCUUGCCAAUGUAGUCCUUCUUGGGAAGAAUGUCACUCUUUCUUUCGGGGACAUUGAAGCCAAUUUCGCUCCUGCAAUAAGAGGGUCUGGGGAAUGUGGAAUUCUGUAUUUGGCACAGCCUCUGAAUGCCUGCUCACCAUUGAGUAAUAAAGUUCAAUCCAUUAAUACUAGCUCUCCAUUUGUGCUGAUCGUGAGAGGAGGUUGCAGUUUUGAGGAUAAAGUUCGAUCAGCUCAAAAAGCGGGAUUCAAAGCUGCAAUCAUCUAUGACAAUGAAGAUGGCGGCAUCUUAGUUGCAAUGGCCGGGAAUUCAGCUGGUAUAAAGGUUCAUGCCGUCUUUGUAUCCAAAGCUUCUGGUGAGAAACUAAAGAGAUAUGCUGGACAUACUGAUAUGGAGUUGUGGCUAAUCCCAAGUUUUGAGAAUUCAGCAUGGUCAAUUAUGGCAAUAUCCUUCAUUUCCCUGCUAGCAAUGUCUGCUGUGCUGGCUACCUGUUUCUUUGUUCGCAGGCAUCGAAUACGACGAGAACGACCUCGAGCUUCUCGGGUCCGAGAAUUUCAUGGGAUGAGCAGUCGGUUGGUGAAAGCAAUGCCAAGUUUGAUAUUUACUGCUGUUUCAGAAGAUAAUUGCACUUCAGCAACAUGUGCCAUUUGUCUCGAAGACUACAGUGUUGGAGAGAAGCUGAGGAUUCUGCCAUGUCGUCACAAAUUUCAUGCGUUUUGUGUGGAUUCCUGGCUUACAUCCUGGAGGACUUUUUGCCCAGUUUGCAAACGUGAUGCAAGAACUAGCACAGGCAAUCCACCAGCCUCAGAAUCUACACCACUACUUUCUUCCAGCCAAGUUUCUUUAGCUUCCUCAUCCAUGCUAUCAUCAAUGAGAUCAUCUUUGGCAUCCUCGUCUGCCAUACAAAUUGGCCCAUCAAUGUCACGCUCCCCUUCUCUUUCUCGCUCAAUUGCAAGUACUUCCUAUUUUCAACAGUCUCUUAGGUCCUACCGCCAAUCCCCCUCCUUGGGUGUAAGCAGAAGCUCCAUGGAUCUCCAGAAUGCAUCUUCCCAAAGAUCUCAUGCUUAUUUGAUCUCUGGCCAUUCCUUGGGUUACCCUUCUUUAUCACCCCUUAACUCAAGAUACUUGUCUACACAUAUUCCAAGCCCUAGCAAUGCCUCACCUCCCUUUGUGAGCUCUUCUACUUAUCAGCAGAAUCCGUUGCAUUGCAGCGAUUCUGCUGCAAGUUUCUCUCCUUUCACGUCUGCACACUCCCUACCUGAUUGUUGAAUCAAACUAUCCUGUGAUAAACUAUUGGGCAUGGUUGAGUCGGUAAAAAUAAGUGAGUGUGAACGUUUGUGAAUUUGUCCAGGAAAGACACCGACAGAAAGGAAAAGAAGGCAGUUACCAAGUCACCUGUGCUCCAUACUCCCCCUCAUAUUCAUAUGGUUGGGUUACAUCUAAUUCAGUGGCUGGUUUAUGGUGAAUCGAGGGAAAGGUUUCUUCUUGCCGAGACUCGCGUGUACAUUAGAACUUUUAGUGUGACAUUGGUAUUUAAUUCUGGUUUACAAGAAAUAGUUGUGUUUCUUUCGACGAUUGUAUAUCAGAAACAUAGGGAAGAAAAUAUCGAAUGUAACUUGAUGCAUUGGUUUUGUUAAUAUUUAUGUUACAAUUGUUGAUGUUAAAAGUUGCGUGUUAAACAGAGGUAUAUCUGUAACAGAAGCAAUUUUGAGACAAUUAUCCGUGAUUUUCGCAUGGCAAUUUCAAACUGAUUUCACUGUUA